This is a messenger RNA of Anarrhichthys ocellatus (wolf-eel), 3083 nucleotides long. RefSeq names its product PHD and RING finger domain-containing protein 1-like. NCBI's taxonomy places the organism in Eukaryota, Metazoa, Chordata, Actinopteri, Perciformes, Anarhichadidae. The record is from RefSeq and is a predicted model, not a curated record. The transcript is spliced from 7 exons. Bases 366 to 1115 code for a protein of 249 amino acids.
CGGCGGAACAUGGAGUGAAUUAAAAUGUGUCAGUUAGAUGUUUCGGUUUACAGGCGAAUUAUAAUAAUUUUAUAUUGCUAGUUAAUAUGUGCUGUAACAGCUAGCUAAAAGGCACAACUAGUUUAAAGUGUAUUACUCAUAGACUGUAGCUAUAUAAGAAGGUAUUACUAGCUACACGAUCCUGUUAUGCUUGCCACCAAGCGAACCUAGCUAGCUUAGCUAACGUUAGCUGUUAUCAUUAACGGUAAUGUAACGUUCAUGCUCACAAAAAAAAUCUGAUACAACAGUGGAUUUGUGUUUAAAUUUUACUUUAGCGAGCGUCGUCACAGUAAACAGUAAUUUUCUUGUCCAGUAAUAUUUAAAAUAUGGAUAAGUCCACCGCGGUAAGCGCAGCAGGUGGAGAGGCUGAAGAUAAAUGUUAUAUCUGUCUGAGCCCCUUUGAAAAGCAAAUAAUAGCCUCUCUGGAAAACUGCCAGCAUGUCUUUUGCAUUGAUUGUAUACUCCAGUGGUCCCAGACAGCCAACACUUGUCCCGUGGAUCGGAUCAGUUUUGCUUUCAUCCACCAGAGACGGUUUCCUGGAGGGCCGAUCCAAAACAAGAUCAAAGUGAGGACAAAGAAAAGGGAAGAUGACGAUGAUGAGGAAGAAGAAGAGGGGAACAACACUGUUAUCUGCGAGGAAUGUGGACGCAGCGACCGCAGGCACCGGCUGCUAAUGUGCAUACACUGUGAUUCAGGGUAUCAUAUGGACUGCUUGACUCCAUCACUAAACACUGGCCCAGAAGGUGACUGGAUUUGUGCUGAGUGUGCGGUCACUCCCCAGCAUACAGAUGGCUCCGUGGUGGAGGAUGAGAUCAGUGAUGGAGAACUGACGGACCUCCUAGCUGAAGUAGAUCAAACCUCAUCUACCAGCAGUCGCCUUCGUCCCUCCACUGUAAAUCGUCCGAGCAGCUCCGCUGAUCGACGACACAGUCAGAGGAUCCAGAGCAGAGCCGGCGCCAAUCCCCAAACUUCCUGGCAUGUACCUAGAUACCUGUUACGGGCAACAAAGCCUGCAGUAACAGCAGUUGAAGUAGCUGCACUUCCUCACAGUGACACCAGCAGUGCUGCGGUCUAGUUAAAGACAAGAAGGAAGCAUUCUACGUGAGCUCCUGACAGCAAGAGGAGAGUUGUUGUUCAGUGUGUGUCAUCAGUUCCUGAUGAAGGCGCUCCUGUCAUACAUUACCACAUGGUGUCAGCAGUGUGUUAUAGACAUGAACCUGACCAGAGGAAGAAGUUGUUUAUUUCAGUAAUACUGUUUCAUCUUAAGUUGAAUGUUUUUGUUUUACUUUAGUUCAAAGAUAAGUCUGACAUUCUAUACUUUUCUUACUGUCAAUAAAUCCCAUGAAAAUACCAUUUUCCGCCUCUCAGCACUGUAUAACUAGCCGACCCGGUCUGUAGCAUUCGGUCCAUUAGUUACUACCGAAGAGGUAAAUCUAACAGGAGUAAAUAGUGCAUUUAUUUUCAGUGUAGGAUUAAUACUCAUUGGGUGCUAUAGUGAGUAUUUAUGGCAGCAGGAUGGAGAAUGUGGGAUUAAGCCAAACUAAACUGCAGUGUGUGUGUGUUCAUGUAAAUGAAAUGACCCACUGCAACAUUGUGGCUCACCACCAACCACUACGACUAAUGUACCACCUGCUGUACCUCUUCGGCCAUAGCCGCUCACUUUUUAAAUCGAUCUUUUUUUAAUCCGAUUUUUUGUUGUAUAAUUAGAUAUAAACUUAAUUACCUGCUUUGUAAAAUGAGUUUCUUCAGAGUAAGCCACCUCCAAUCUACAAAAUACACAAUCAUAUGUCGAUAUGUCCAAAGUAGAAGCUGAACGCAAGCAUUUACAAUAACGCAUCUUUUUAAAUACUGCAUUUUAGAAACAUGACUAAGAGUCUACAGCCACUCUCACCUCUGAGAAGCUGUACUUCCAGCGAUACUUUGAGCUGAAUGCUAACUUCGACAUGCAACUUUUCUUACAAUAAUUUCUAAUGCCAACAUGUUGAUGUUCAGCAGGUAUUAACCAUGUUCACAAUCUUAGUUCAGCAUUUAUGCUAAUAUUAAGGAGCACUAAGCAUUAAUUACAGCUGAGGCUGGAGGUAAUGUCAUCAUAAUGCCGGUUGAACAUUAAUGUCUUUUACAAAUUCCAAUCAAUGAAUAUCUCAAUACAUCAAACCUUUUGUGUCAAUCCAUUCAGUAGAUGUGGAGAUAUUUUAAUAGAUAAGGGAAAACUCUGACCUGCUGAUGACACUGAUAUAAAAGUAAGGGAGUCCCCAAAAUCAGUAGGAUUCAUCCUCUGGGGAACAUGAAUGUACAAACUUUAAUAGCAAUCCAUCAAAUAGCGCUGGAGAUAUUUCAAUGUGGACCGACAGACCGUGAAAGUGAAUAACUAUAAAUAGCUCUUAGUCUAAAGCACCUUGAGCAUCAGUGUAGUUACUUUGGUUCAGGUAGCACGGUUUGGGUGGACGAAGAUCGUAGGUGGACCUAGACCAAAUAAAGUAUGUGAAGCAACCGGAGUUUCUGAGGCUCCUCUACUCUUCUGCAGGAUUUCCUCAUCCCUCCUCCAGCAAGCCCUAGGCCAUCGCCUAGCAACACCAGCCUUUAGUCUCAUUUCUCAGGAUCUUGUUCAGCCGAACCCGAAGGUCUGUUGUUUCUGGUCAUCUGAUAUUAAAUCCCUCCUUUGAUGUCCAAAAUCUAUUGUCUGUUGAAUCAGACUGCCUUAAAAAUCAGAGCCAGUUUCUGAGAGAUGCAAGUAAUCCUUCCACCAAAAUAACUCUGAUAUGACAGUUCAGAUAUUAUAGCUCAUAUGUAUCAACGUUGAUCUGUGUGUAUAUGUAUGUGUGUGUGUGUGUGUGUGUGUGUGUGUGUGUGUGUUUUAUUAUCAGCGUGUGUUAUGAUUCAGUGGGCGGGUACUUAAGCCUGCAGCUCAUCUUGCCCUACUUUUCCCCUCAAAACAAUGGGCACAGUAAAAACAAAUGUUCACCUUUGUCGGCCAAACGUGUUUGCUGAGCAAAAUUGUUGAAAUUAACAAAAAUGUUCAAGACAAGUUUACACAAAAAAGCCC